AUGAGGGAGAGUGGGGAGGAGGAGGAGAAGGAUCAAUCCCCAAGAUCCGAAGAAAAAGGAACACUGACAGGAAGAGGCUUACAGCUGAAUUAUGAGCAGAGAGAGGCCUCAAAGAGGUCCCCAGGAAGCCACCCUACCAUCUCUUCUGUGGACACAGAUGUGGAGUCAGCUCAAAAGAGCAUCAGUGAUAAGAAAAACACAGAGUCCAGAGAAACAUUCUGCCAGAGCUCAGGCCAGAAAAAGCAUCAGCGUACCCGCACAGAAGAGAACCCACAGGCAAGUUCAGACUGUGGCGAAACCUUCAGCGACCGGUCCGGCCUUAUCGCGCACUUCAGGACCCACGCACAAGACAAACCAUUCAAGUGCUCAGAAUGUGGGAAGAGCUUUAGUAAGAAGUCGCACCUGAAUAACCACAAGACGAUCCACACUGGAGACAAGCCGUUCAAGUGCUUGGAGUGUGGGAAGGCCUUCCGGGUGAGCUCCUUCCUUACCCUGCACCAGAGAAUUCACACAGGCGAGAAGCCGUAUGUGUGCCCUGAGUGCGGGAAGGCAUUCCGUGUCAAAUCAAGCCUCAGUUCCCACGAGAGAACACACACAGGUGAGAAGCCAUACAAAUGCUCCCACUGUGAGAGAAGCUUUAGUGUGAGACCUAGCCUUGUCGCCCAUGAGAGAAUCCACACGGGAGAAAAGCCCUACGAGUGCUUAGAGUGUGGCAAAAGCUUCCGUCGGAGCUCCGAUCUCUUCAUUCACCAGGGUAGACACACGGGUGAGAAGCCGUACCAGUGUUCGGUCUGUGGGUUAAGGUUUGGAGAAACGUCAAAACUCAUUACCCAUUACAGGAUCCACACAGGAGAGAAACCGUAUAAAUGUUCAGAAUGUGGGAAGAGCUUCACCCUAAGCUCCUAUCUGAAUAGUCACCAGAGAAUCCACACUGGAGAGAAGCCAUAUAAAUGCUUGGAGUGUGGAAAGUGCUUUUCUCGGAAUGGUGACCUAAGUCAACAUCAAAAGGUUCACACAGGAGAGAAGCCAUAUAAAUGCUUGGAGUGUGGAAAGUGCUUCUCUCGAAAUUCUGACCUAAGUCAACAUCAAAAGGUUCACACAGGGGAGAAGCCAUAUAAAUGCUUGGAGUGUGGAAAGUGCUUCUUCCAGAACUGCAUCCUAACUACACAUCAAAGGAUUCACACAGGGGAGAAGCCAUAUAAAUGCUUGGAUUGUGGAAAGUGCUUCUUUCGGAAUGGCGACCUAAGUCAACAUCAAAAGGUUCACACAGGGGAGAAGCCAUAUAAAUGCUUGGAGUGUGGAAAGUGCUUCUCAAAGAAUCCCCUCCUAACUAGACAUAAAAGGGUUCACACAGGGGAGAAGCCAUAUAAAUGCUUGGAGUGUGGAAAGUGCUUGUCUCGGAAUGGCUACCUAACUGAACAUCAAAAGAUUCACACAGGGGAGAAGCCAUAUAAAUGUUUGGAGUGUGGAAAGUGCUUUUCUCGGAAUGGCCACCUAACUGCACAUCAAAAGAUUCACACAGGGGAGAAGCCAUAUAAAUGCUUGGAGUGUGGAAAGUGCUUCUCUCGGAAUGGCCACCUAACUGCACAUAAAAAGAUUCACACGGGGGAGAAGCCAUAUAAAUGCUUGGAGUGUGGUAAGUGCUUCUUCCAGAAUUUUAGCCUAACUAUACAUCAAAGGAUUCACACAGGAGAGAAGCCAUAUAAAUGCUUGGAGUGUGGAAAGUGCUUCUCUCGGAAUUGUGACCGAAGUCAACAUCAAAAGGUUCACACAGGGGAGAAGCCAUAUAAAUGCUUGGAAUGUGGAAAGAGCUUCUCAAAAAAUCCCCUCCUAACUAGACAUCAAAAGAUUCACACAGGGGAGAAGCCAUAUAAAUGCUUGGAGUGUUGA
Molecule: messenger RNA, 1890 nt
Organism: Euleptes europaea (tarantolino)
Lineage: Eukaryota; Metazoa; Chordata; Lepidosauria; Squamata; Sphaerodactylidae
Product: zinc finger protein 420-like
Exons: 3
Coding region: 1-1890 (629 amino acids)
Biological process (GO): regulation of immune system process; regulation of cytokine production; negative regulation of transcription by RNA polymerase II
Source: RefSeq, a predicted model, not a curated record